Molecule: messenger RNA, 3495 nt
Organism: Acipenser ruthenus (sterlet)
Lineage: Eukaryota; Metazoa; Chordata; Actinopteri; Acipenseriformes; Acipenseridae
Product: erlin-2-like
Exons: 12
Coding region: 154-1146 (330 amino acids)
Biological process (GO): SREBP signaling pathway
Cellular component (GO): endoplasmic reticulum; endoplasmic reticulum membrane
Molecular function (GO): cholesterol binding; ubiquitin protein ligase binding
Source: RefSeq, a predicted model, not a curated record
CACCCACCGCAUAACGCACGGGCGCCGCUGAAUGACGUUUGAAGAGGUCUUCCGGAAGCGGCGACUGGUAUUGAUAUCUGCACAUUAGAGCGGGUGCAAAAGGAUUUAGCAAGAAAGCAAGCAAACAAGGUGCGUGUUAUUAUCACGGCUGCGAUGGCUCAGGUAGGCGCUAUAGCGUCCCUGGCGGUGGCUCUCGUCGCUGCGGCGCUGUUCUCUGCCGUGCACAAGAUCGAGGAAGGACACACCGGCGUUUACUACAGAGGUGGCGCUCUCCUCACCUCCACCAGCGGCCCCGGCUUUCACCUCAUGCUGCCUUUCAUCACCUCCUUUAAAUCUGUGCAGACAACGUUGCAGACGGACGAGGUUAAAAACGUCCCGUGUGGAACAGGUGGAGGGGUGAUGAUCUACUUCGACAGGAUUGAGGUGGUGAAUUUUCUCAUCCCUUCUGCAGUGUAUGACAUCGUGAGGAAUUUCACGGCGGAUUACGACAAAUUGCUGAUCUUCAACAAGGUUCACCACGAGCUCAAUCAGUUCUGCAGCGUGCACACCCUGCAGGAGGUCUACAUCCAGCUGUUCGAUCGGAUUGAUGAGGAUCUCAAGCUCGCUCUGCAGCAGGAUCUCACCAUCAUGGCUCCGGGACUCAUUAUACAGGCUGUUCGCGUUACGAAGCCCAACAUACCAGAAAGCAUCCGCAGAAACUACGAGCUAAUGGAGAGUGAGAAGACGAAGCUUCUGAUCGCGGCGCAGACACAGAAAGUGGUGGAGAAAGAGGCGGAGACAGAGAGGAAGAGAGCUGUGAUCGAGGCCGAGAAAUUGGCUCAGGUGGCAGAAAUCAAGUUUGCGCAGCAGGUGAUGGAAAAGCAGACGGAGAGAAAGAUCUCGGAGAUCGAAGACUCUGCUUACCUGGCGAAGGAGAAGGCUCGGGCUGACGCUGAAUUCUACACGGCUUUGAGGACAGCCGACGCCAACCGGAUGAAGCUGACCCCUGCAUAUCUGCAGCUCAUGAAGUACAAAGCCAUCUCAGCCAACAGCAAGAUCUAUUUCGGGAGUGAAAUCCCCCGCAUGUUCGUGGACUCCGCCCCGGGGGGCUUGCGGACCGCCGCAGUGGACGGGACAGGAGGGGGGGGGCCCCAGAGCCACAGCUAGAGGGUGGGUGGAGGGGAGGGCAGGCGAAACUGACUCUCUCAGGUCAGCAAACUCCAGCAUUAAAUCGAGCGGAGAUGAGUGUGAAGAAUGUGUCGAGUUCAUUUCAUAAAGCUGGAUCCUUGAGGUCACUUUCCUUGUUUUGAUAAGGAAGUGAAACAGGGAAGUACGCACAGCACAUGUAAAGAUUAGGAAUUUCCAGCGAGGCCACACCACGCUUCUUAAAUAUCGUUUAAAUAUCAAAUCUCUCUUCAGCACUUUUAUCUGACAUACAAGCAGGACGGGGGUGGGUGGGGGGGUGUGACCCUAGCACACAGCCACAUUGUAACUAAAACCACACUGAAUUCCUUUCUCUUGUUCCCCCCAUUGCGGAUUACAAAACCUUUCUAGAAUGUUUGUUAUGGAAGCCCACAUCCUUUCUUUGACAGCGUAACAAGCAUCACACUCUGUACUCGCUGUGAUGUCACACUAGAGUCUUCGCCACACUUUGAAUUCAGAGCUCUCCCCGUAGCUAUAAAAGGUUCUUUAAAGGUUAAGUAGCGGGGUUCUGAAAAAUACAGCGUUACCCGUCCCCCACGUGCUGCUACAACUGUUUAAAUAACAUGUCGUUUUUCUUUUCAUUGUGAACAUCCUGACAACUUUUUACACUUUAGAACUUUAAAAAGUCUGUUUCAAAGCUCUUUUCAAAAUGUCGAAUCUAGUGCACACUGGGGUUUGAGAUCUGUCCUCUAAAUCACUGCAGGAAGAGCGAUUAAAAAAAAACAAACAUAAGGGAUCUAGCUUUUGUGUGUUUAAAAAUUGUCAGGAUGUUAACAAUGAAAAGAGAAAUGACAGGUACGUUAUUUAAACAGUAGCAGCACGUGGGGACGGGUGACGCUGUGUUUAGCUAUAAAUAUAUAGCUGUAAAAAAAUUUGAAUAAGAGUCCACGCUUUUCAGGGUGCUUUCCCCCCUGCUGUUAAAAUCCGCAGCUCAGUUCAUUUUUAGGGUCCUUGUUUAAGAAAAGAACAACAAAAAAAAAAAAAAACAGUAUGCACUGAUCGUGUUUGUCUUGGAGAUUUUCCAUCUUCUCCAAACUUUUAUCGUGCCCUUUGUUGCAUUUGGGUAUGUAACCUGUUAAUAAACUCUUAAUUGUAUUAAAAAAUACACUCUUUUUUAAAAACAAAUAUUUACAACAGUAUGCAAUUGUAGGACUGCCUAAAAAAAAAAAAAAAUCAACAUUAUUUUGCUGACGUCGUUUGUUUUUAGGAAUUAUUUUGUUGCAAAUGCGCACUCUGGUUUAUCUGUUAUGAUUUUGACUGAUUAUUUUUAUGAUUAUUGUUAUGUGUGUUAUUAGUAACUGCUUCAAAGGUAAGGCUACACUAAUCCAAUCACAGAAGGGAAGGCUCAGCUAGUGUGCAUGCUAGAGCAGUGCUUAACCAUGGCUUUACAAUCCAUCUUCAGUAUGUUUUGUUAACGGAAGAUAACCUUUUUUAUUAGCUUUUAUUAUUGCAAUGCAAAAAUAUUGGAAACGACUACAAAGAAGGUCCCAGUCAUUUUUCUUUUCAUUGUUAACAUCCUGACAACUUUUUACACUUAGAACUUUAAAAAGUCUGUCUCAGAGCUCUUUUCAAAAUGUCUGCUCCAGUGCACUGGGGUUUGAGAUCUGUCCUCUAAGUAACUGCAGGAAGAGCGAUAAAACAAACAAGAAAAAAAAAACACAACAAGUGCGCUGGCUUUUCAGUUCCGUACCACAUCACACACAGUUGUUGCUGUGUUACCUGUUUGACAAUGUGGGCAAUAAUCCUGGCGCUAUCAGUGCACUAGAGCAGACAUUUUGAAAAGAGCUUUGAAAAAGACUUUAAAGUUAUAAGCGUAAAAAGUUGUCAGGAUGUUCACAGUGAAAAGAACAACGACAGGUACGUUAUUUAAACAGUUGUAGCAACACGUGGGGACGGGUAACGCUGUAUUUGUCGGAACCCCGCUAAGCAAUCUUUAACUUGUGUGAUUUUAUGGGGUAUAGUAAAAUACUUUACGCACAAACAGUCCUAGGAACAACCUAUGCUUCUAUCUCCCUGUUAGUUUGACUAGUAUUUGUUUUGUUUUUUUUUGUACUGCAUCUGGUAAGGUAAUGUUUCAGCUCACAGCAUUGAACCAAACCCUGCAUGCUGUCUUAUUAAGCUCACAGAAUAAAUGUAAAACCUGGACUGUCUCAAACUGCUGUGCAAUGGGAGUAUUAUUAUUAUUAAGCUCAGCAGAUUUUCAGCAUUGCUACGUGUAGAGGUGAGAGCAAGUCCUGUGAUGAGUGUUAAUUUUAAUAAAGUUUUAUUAUGAUGUUGACAUUCCAGAAUAAAGUUUGUUUUUCUCUUGAUAAA